This is a messenger RNA of Menidia menidia (Atlantic silverside), 1851 nucleotides long. Lineage: Eukaryota; Metazoa; Chordata; Actinopteri; Atheriniformes; Atherinopsidae. The record is from the annotation of a GenBank genome assembly.
AUGGCUGAGUGUUUGCACGCUAUGCGCACGCAGCACGCCGGUCUGCCUGAGAGGAGGAAGACAUCAAACCUGCUCUCCGUUGUCAGGGACCCGGCCCCAGUGGGCUCCAGAACCCGGAACCUGGUGCUCUGGGUCUGCACCCAGUUCAGCCUUCCCACCUCAGACUAUGGUCACCACAGCGGCGAUCCCUGGAGCAGCAGCAGCAGCAGCAUGAGCCAGCAGGGUUACCACGGCAGCAUGCUGGGGGGCGGGAACUCCGCCCACGGCCCCCCCCCAGAGCUCCUCCUACUGCGGGAUUCACCCCCACGACAGACUGACAUCAACUCCAGCCUCCCCCCCAUGUCCAGUUUCCACAGAGGGGGGGGCGGCGGCGGGGGCGGCGGUGGCGGGGGCAAUCACUACAGCACCGCCUCCUGCACGGCCUCCACCAACGGCACAGACAGCGGCAUGGCUAACCGAGCACAGAGCGGAGCAGCCAGCAGCUCUCAAACAGGAGACGCCUUAGGGAAAGCACUCGCAUCGAUCUACUCUCCAGAUCACACGAACAACAGCUUCUCGUCCAACCCCUCCACCCCGGUGGGCUCCCCGCCCUCGCUCACAGCUGCCAGCUCAGCCGUCUGGUCGAGGAAUGGCGGACAGGGAGCGUCGUCGCCAAACUACGAGGCCCCUCUGCACUCUCUGCCGGCCCCUCUGAGGGCGGGGACCGGCUCCUCAUCCUCUCGUGUCCCCCCACAGCAAAGUCGCAUCGAGGACCGGCUGGAGCGUCUGGACGACGCCAUCCACGUGCUGCGGAGCCACGCGGUGGGGCCGUCCACGGGGAUGAGCGGCGGCCACGCCGACAUGCACAGCCUCAUUGGGGCGGCGCACACGCACAACGGAGCCAUGGGCGCGCUGGGCAGCGGCUACGGGACGGGCCUGCUGUCCGCCAACAGACACUCCCUCAUGGUGGGCUCUCACAGAGAAGACGGCGGCAGUUUGCGCGGGGGACACUCCAUGGGCGGUCAGGUGUCGGUUCCUCAGCUGCCCGUCCAGUCGGCCACCUCGCCGGACCUCAGCCAGCCCGACCCCUACCGCGCUCUGUCUGGAGGCCUUCAGGGUCAGAGCACCUCCUCAGUCAGCUCGGAGAUCAAGUCUGAAGACGAAGGAGACGAGAACCUCCUUGAGGGCCCCAAGUCCAUGGACCCCAAGAAGGAGGACUUGGACAGCAAGGAUCUUAAGUCUAUUGAGAGGUCAAGAUCUAGGAACCAGCCUCUGGACUUUGAUGAAGUGAUCAAGUGUGAUGAGAAGCAGCUAAAUGCAUCAGUACAGAGACCUUUCUGUGCCGUGCGCGGCGGGCCUCUCCCGCCUCUCUGGGCUGGGCUGCUCACAGAGGACCGGAGACUCCCGCUGGCCGCGCGGCGCCGCCUUGACCCGCUCGGUCUCUCCACGGCCUUGGGCCUGGUUUUAGCUGCUGCUCACACAACAGACAACAAUGACGACGAGGACCUGUCUCCGGAGCAGAAGAUGGAGCGGGAGAGGGAGCGGCGGAUGGCCAACAACGCCCGGGAGCGCCUGCGCGUCCGCGACAUCAACGAGGCGUUCAAGGAGCUGGGCAGGAUGGUCCAGCUGCACCUCAAGAGCGACAAGCCCCAGACCAAGCUGCUCAUCCUGCACCAGGCCGUGGCCGUCAUCCUCAGCCUGGAGCAGCAAGUCCGAGAACGGAACCUGAACCCCAAGGCGGCCUGCCUGAAGCGCCGGGAGGAGGAGAAGGUCACCGUGACGUCAGACGGGACCCCCCUCUCGCUGGCCGCCGCGCACCACGCCGCCGCCGCCGCCAUGGGCGACGGACCCAACCCCAUGGGACAAAUGUAA